Ahaetulla prasina is the source of this 699-nucleotide messenger RNA. It is a transcript of the gene RPL18A, whose product is annotated as ribosomal protein L18a. Gene Ontology annotation, biological process: translation. The record is from RefSeq and is a predicted model, not a curated record. Bases 117 to 647 code for a protein of 176 amino acids. Gene Ontology annotation, cellular component: cytosolic large ribosomal subunit; ribosome. NCBI's taxonomy places the organism in Eukaryota, Metazoa, Chordata, Lepidosauria, Squamata, Colubridae. The transcript has 5 exons. Gene Ontology annotation, molecular function: structural constituent of ribosome.
CAAUAAGAACGUCCAAUAGUCGGUAGCAAGGCGGUACUUCGCCUCGGCAGUGGUCACGUGGGUGUGCUGCGCCUGCGAAACUUCCUUUUCUGGGCGGCCGCGAGAGAGGCGACACCAUGAAGGCGUCGGGCACGCUGAGGGAGUAUAAAGUUGUUGGGAGAUGCCUUCCUACUCCCAAAUGUCCAACACCACCUCUCUAUCGGAUGCGUAUCUUUGCUCCUAACCAUGUUGUUGCAAAGUCCCGUUUCUGGUAUUUUGUCUCACAGCUGAAGAAGAUGAAAAAAUCUUCUGGGGAAAUCGUAUACUGUGGACAGGUGUUUGAGAAGUCUCCUCUGAAGGUGAAAAAUUUUGGUAUCUGGCUGCGCUACGAUUCUCGUAGUGGAACUCACAAUAUGUACAGGGAGUACAGGGAUUUAACAACUGCUGGAGCUGUUACACAGUGCUAUCGUGAUAUGGGAGCACGUCAUAGAGCCCGUGCUCAUUCUAUUCAGAUCAUGAAGGUUGAAGAGAUUGCUGCUAGCAAAUGCCGCAGACCUGCUGUCAAACAGUUCCAUGAUUCUAAAAUUAAAUUCCCUCUGCCACACAGAGUGUUGCGCCGUCAGCAUAAGCCACGCUUCACUACCAAGAGACCAAAUACAUUCUUCUAAAUGUAGGCUUGAUUGAUAUCUUCCAUGUAUCAAUAAAGUUUUUUGAACAUUU